Messenger RNA from Dermacentor silvarum, 5864 nucleotides. It is a transcript of the gene aop, whose product is annotated as ets DNA-binding protein pokkuri-like. Gene Ontology annotation, molecular function: DNA-binding transcription factor activity, RNA polymerase II-specific; sequence-specific DNA binding. The record is from RefSeq and is a predicted model, not a curated record. Bases 652 to 2238 code for a protein of 528 amino acids. Gene Ontology annotation, cellular component: nucleus. Gene Ontology annotation, biological process: regulation of transcription by RNA polymerase II; cell differentiation. Lineage: Eukaryota; Metazoa; Arthropoda; Arachnida; Ixodida; Ixodidae. The transcript is spliced from 9 exons.
CAAAGGCGUCCCCGUUACAACGCAAGGUGCGUCGAACCACGGCGCGUCGCGAAGGAGUUGGAACCCGGGCGCUCCGAGUUCGGCGAAGUUAUAGAGAAAGCACAUGGCUGCUUCGGCGGCGUUCUCCGCUCGCUCUUCGCAGGCGUCCCUCUCCGUCAGUUCCUACAUCACCGCGACCGUUUUUGUAUCAACCUCUGGACAGGAGUCGACUGGACUGUAGGAAAGUGUGUUUUUCUUUUUUUGUUUUUUUUUUUUUUUUUCGAAGGAACUGUCGACUCUGCUCGCUUGGAAAGACAAUGACGGACCAUCUUUUCGGACAAGCCGGCGUCUGUCUCGGCUGCAACGACUGCGUUUGAUUCCUACGGAGGUUGUGUGCCCGUAUAUCGUGUCCUGCGUUGUAUGCGUGUUCAGUGCUAGAGGUUGGACAACAAGGUGCUCGCUUCCCUCGGACAAGAUCGCGUCUUAUCGGGGACUGUGGACGCUGGAUUAGUGGUAAAGGCCGCUCUCGUUGGUUAACGAACUCUCUCGGCCCCGUGGGCUUGCGUCUUUAUUCGAAGCUGCGACCUCGUUUGAAGAAGACGAACGCGCCGAGGUGAGCCCGUGGUCGUCGCGCUGGUGUCGCGCCCGAAGCGGCUUUCGUCACCGUCGUCCAUGACUGGGAUGUUCGAUCACCGGGAGAGGCGAACGGCGCAGAAAUACGACGGUCCGACUCCCUCGAGCGUCUCGGCCAACUUUGCGGCGUCCGGCCGCUCGCCACUGGCUACCGGUGCCGGCUACGGCGUCUCGAGCUACGACUGCUGCUUCUGCCGCGCCGGCUAUUCCGGCGCGUUCCAACGACGUUCCGGAUUGUUCGGGGUUCGACCCGAGAGCUUCAGCAUGUACGGCAUGGACGACCACCACCCCGGAGGAGGCGGAGGCAGCCUGGUCAGCCCCUCGUGGCGGAGCGCGCAUUUCGCGGCCCAUUCGCAACUGGGCUGGCCGCUGUCCAUGACGCUCGCCGAUCUGCACGACGACACGCUCCUGCCCACGGGACUCGGCAACGACCCGCGCCAGUGGAGCAAGCACAACGUGUCCAUGUGGCUCGAGUGGUGCACCGAACAGUUCUCCCUGGUGCCCACGGAUUCGGAGAACUUCCACAUGAACGGAAAGGCGUUGUGCCUGCUGUCCAAGGCCGACUUUCUGGAGCGAGCCCCUAAGGCAGGAGAUGUCCUCUUCAAUGCCCUCCAGCUUCUUUUGCACAGGGCUCUGCACACAGCACGGCUCACUAAUGGUACGCAUGGUAAUGGAUCUGUGCCCCGAAACACAGUCAUCACGAGAGAUAUCCAGGGGUUUGGCCAGGUUUUGCUACAAGACCCAACAUCUUACAAUCAGCCCCUGCAGGUGUCUCCCCUGUCAGCCGAGGUGGACAGCACUGUGAUUCUGAGCCCCGACCCCAGCUCGGGUGGCGAGAGUGUCCAGGGGGACUCUGCUGGUAUGCAGGCUGGCAGCAGCACACCGUCGUCCAACGGAGGAGGAACUGGCUCAGCCAAAAACUCCUCUCCACCUCCGUCCCUCGUAGCCACGCCCAUGCUAGUGGACAAGCAGGGUGUUAUGGAUUUGGUGCGGCGGAGUCCAACGCCGCCAACUCAAGUCGUGUUCCCACCAAGAGGAGGGAUGUCGGCGUUCCCAGGCAUGCUCCCUGAUGUGGCAUUGCAUUCGAUGAUGCCUCCCGUGGCUGCCAAGCCACCACAGCUGCCACCUCCUGUGGCGCUCAACGUGCCUCCGGUGACACCACCCGCAACUGGCCGUGUUGUUGCUGACGCGCCAGGUGAUAAGAUGAGUGUCCGGUUGCUGUGGGACUUCCUGCAGCAGCUGCUUAAUGACCCCGAGCAGAAGUACCGCUACUGCAUCACAUGGAAGGACCAGGCCAAAGGCGUCUUCAAGAUAACUGACCCGCACCGGCUGGCCAAGCUCUGGGGCAUGCAGAAAAACCACCUGAACAUGAACUUUGACAAGAUGUCGCGUGCCAUGCGCUACUACUACCGGGUCAAGAUCCUCCAGAAGGAGCCUGGCGAGCGACUUUGUUACAGGUUUCUGCGGCCACCUACGGAGCUGCGGUACUGCAAGCAGCGGUCGCUUUUGGAACGAACUGUGUCAGACGCCGCUGCAGCCCGUGAGGGAGAGGAGGAAGAGGCCUCGAGCGCCCUAGACAUGAGCAUCAAGGAAGAGUGCCUUUCGCCCUGUAUCGAGAACGACUGAGCACACACCUCCCGUGCCUUGCUUCCUUUCUUCGUACGGUACCUGCUGCAAAUGGCUGGGCAGAUGUCAAGUCUGCCUUCCCUGUCUUGAAAGCCACCGAGUGCCUCUUGCGGCACACACUGCAAGCCCUCUCCUUGGUGCCUGAUGAAAAACAGCUUAUAUGAACGCACCUUCAUCCUGUUUUUUUUUUACUUUUAGCCGAGACAGUGUGUGACAGUGAUGAUCUGCACGGUGGUAGAGAGAGCUGCAUCACCUAAUGUCUGGUGACAGCACAAAGAUUGUCCUCUGUCAUCGUCCCCAUCUGUGCAAAGCUUUGCAAAGGUCCCUACAGUCCACUCAGGUGUUUUGUGUUGCGUCUCCAAUGGCAUUGGUGAUCUUGUAGCAGUGGUGUCAAGAUAGCACCCCGUGUCAUGUGCAUAGUAGUGGACACGGCUUUUUUUUUUCUAUUCCUUAGUGUUACAUGCCGUGUGCAAGGAGGUGGUGUCACGAGGAGUACCCUUAGUGUGUAUUGGGCCGCAACUUGAUGGUGGCAGCAGGAAUCGCCGGACAACAAUGGUGACUUUUCCAAGACUUUGGUGGUGACGUAAAGCACAAUUGAGCGAACAAUGUGUUUUGCUGUGCACAUGCCCAUUGCUGUGACCGGCAUCAACCGUCCUGUGAAGCAGACACAUUGAACAAAUGCAGUGGGACAUCCUUGCUGUCCACAAUGCACAACGUGAAUGUAUGCACAUGGCGUGUACAUGCAUGCUUGUGUGUGCAGAUUUGCACAGUGCCUUGAGAAGCCAUCGCAAACUUCCACAUGGAUAUAUUGCUCAUGGUGCCAUGCAGUGGCACUGUCCGUACAACUACAUGACAGGUGUGACGUGAUGUGACAGAAUUUCAAAGUGACAAUUUCGGGCUCUGCAUGUUUUGAUUCUGCACUGCUGAUUUUUGAGGUGUGCAGUUGUCUUACUUGAUUUGGAUUUUUUAUAUGGGAUAGUUUGGGCUAUGUGUAGCUAUCUUCACGGGACAUGCUGAUCUCAAUGGCAAUAGUUAGCUACAUUGGUUCAAAACUAGUGCAGAGGACGUGUGAUGUGCCAUUCAUUUGCUGCUGAAUUCUUGUGUCCCAAAAGAAUGGAUUUGAGAUUUCAAAGACAACUGCGCUCAAAGCCAGCUGCUAUGUGGGUCAGCCUUUUCUUCUUUCUGUUUUUAGCGAGCAAGUUUUUAUCCUUGUUUUUGUUUUGUUGUUUUCUUCUCACAAACCAUAAAAAAAUAAUAAUCCUAGCAAAUCAUUCUCCUAACUUUCAUUUUGUUUCUCACGGUCAUCAUUUGUUUAGGUUUGCACUUUUACAUCAUCACCCAUGAUAAUGGAUUGCGAAAGAUAACUGCAAGAGCAGUCAUGAUUAGCAUUCAUGAUUCAUUUGUACAUGAUUUGUUGAGUGCUGUGCUUGCAUUGUGCUGAAUUGCAGCAUGCAUUGUACAGUUGCAUUGUGCUGAGUUGUCCUCUGUCUCUUUGAAUAUCCGUUGACAUUCAAGAGCUUUCUUUUUCUCUCCCAUCUGCAAUGAGUGGAAAGUUAAAUACGAAAAAAGGAGCAUGAAGGAGCCUGAUGUGAGUUGUGCAAUACGCCAUAUCUUAGACACGUCGUAGAUUCAUGUACUAAAAGUUUCUUUCUGCAUUUCUGUGUUGAACGAUUCAUUGUAAUCAGUAUGACACUUGCUUUUCUUUACAUUUUCCGAAAAGUACAGUCGACUUUCGUUAAUUCGACUGUGAUGGGACCGAUGAAAUUGGUUGAUUUAUCUGGUGGCUUGAAUUAAACUAGACGCAGAAAAAACACACCGAUUCACUUAGCAAUAUUUAUCCCGACUCUUAACACGUCGCCGAAUCAAACACAAACCCACUUUUUAUCUGUUCAAAGUGGAAAACUAAAGCGAACAUAAAAAUGACAUCACAGCUCCUAACAAAGUAGGAAUCUAAUGCACACCUGAUCUUUUGGCAAGAAAACGUAGCAUGCAUCAGAUUUUUGCAAUCAAAAAAGACAAAACCAUCAAACUUUACCGUCACAGAAUUGAACUUAUUUACAAAAUGUCUAUCAUCAUCACUCGGAGAGCACUUUAUCACUAUAUAUGAAGAACCACAAUAUCUUGUCCUCUGCAGUGUCCAUAGCGCUUAUGAUAUUCUGCAUUUAUCAAGUGACUGCAGCAAUCGCAAAUGGGAUGGUGGCCCAUGCCAGACUAGCCACUCUGCUAGGUCGUCCUGCGACGCAUGCAAUUCUCUGGAACACCAAAAAUACGUGACUUGUUGCCGCUAGCUUAACAUGCAAAAUAACUUAACUUUGAAUGUGCAUUCAUAAUUAGACUGAAAGCAGCAUUUCGUCAUCAUGCUAUCCAAGAGCUCUUUUUGUUGCCAUCUAUGGUCGCCAUUUGUAAUGGUGAUGACGCUGGCUAGGCUGUAUGCUGUUAUGAACACAGUUUUCAUUUGUUUCGUAUCGGAUGGCACCGUUCAAGCAGUAAUUUCUGAUUGACUUUCUUGGGAAAGCAGGCGCGUGUUGUGGUCGGGUAAAUAUUGUAAUAAUUCGUUGCGAGCUACCAUUUUGGCUUUAAAAUCUUCCUGGGGCAGGCCAAAAAUUUUCAAUGAGGGAUGAUGUGUAUUAGAUGAAUUUGCUGCACCAUAAGCGCAGCCAAAACGGAUGCUGCUACUAUUGUUGUCACCACUGCUGUCUCCAUUGGUGUUGAGCGCGUGUGGGGUGACCAGCCUAGUAAAAAAUUAUCCGGCAGAUGUUAAUUUCAGGAUCGAAAUCGUGAAGGUAUGAUUCCAUAGAAAUGUAUGGGUGCUGGCCAGGGCCUUUGGCCUAAGUGGAGUGAACCGAAACAUAGUAUUUAACCAGAGUGGAAUGAACGAAAGUGUACUGUACUGAAAACUGCAUCCUUCUUUACGUUUAGAUCUUGUGCUGUAAAUUAUCAAAUGGGGCAUUUCCAGACUGUCUUUUCAUCUUUUCUUGCAGUGGGUACCAUUGCUUGAAAUGCCUUGUUUGAUUAAGAUUGCUGCAACUGCAUGCAUACAGUGCACAAUGGCUCACUGUACCUACAUGCCCGCAUUGCGGCAUUGGAAGCCGAACAGCAGUGAGCAAUGACAACACAAGAGAUGUUCGGACAACAGCAACGCUGAAAGCGAAUUUGCUUUCUGUCCUGCCAUCUUCUUACCCUUGCAUUCUAUUCUUGUCUGCUGGCCUUGUGUUAGUCAUUUACAAUGUACCCUAAUUCUCCCAAUUGCAUUCCUUCCUUUUUUUUUGAGAAAAAGUUAUUUUACCUACAUUGCACACCAUGGACCCUGCCUCCUCAUCCAUUCAGUGUUGCAACUGGCCUUCUGCAAAGUCCCAUUUGAUUUCCCUUUCUUAGGUUUCAUUUUCAUAUUGUAUACUUAUUUGGGCAUUUAUUGAGAUCACCACGUGUGACAAGGCCUUAAACACUGGCUGAAACAUCAUCUAAUGUUGAACAUGUCUUCCAUGUUUAGCUCUCUAUUUCAUGCAUGCAGGGAGUGUGCUAGAGUCAUGGCAGAAACGUGAUCAUGACAGGCCCAACGCUUGCGCUGGAGGUCAAUGAGCCUUAAUGAGCUGUGGUGUGAUUAAAAUCGUCAUGGAACAUUUCAA